Messenger RNA from Suillus subalutaceus, 309 nucleotides. RefSeq lists its product as uncharacterized. The transcript has a single exon. The annotation marks the transcript as partial. The record is from RefSeq and is a predicted model, not a curated record. NCBI's taxonomy places the organism in Eukaryota, Fungi, Basidiomycota, Agaricomycetes, Boletales, Suillaceae.
GGUAUAGACGUCCCACAAGAUGCAUUCUUCACAAGCACAAGAAAGCUCUGUCAUGGUGGAGUUAUUUUUAAAGUUGACAGCAUUGAUACCAAAGCCUGGAUCUCAUGCAAGAGUGUUAGCCAAUCUUUCAGUGAAAACUUCAGGAAUGAAACAAUCAUCAAGGAUAGAACCUUCCAGGUAAUAGCAGAGUACGUCCCGACAACAUUCAACCCGGACUCAUCCACAUCACUUGCAGAAACAGAGAAAAGCAACAAACUCCAACCUGGAACACUCACCAAAGCGAAAUGGAUCAAGCCUCUAGCACAUCGC